Messenger RNA from Ustilago hordei, 4602 nucleotides. RefSeq lists its product as uncharacterized. Lineage: Eukaryota; Fungi; Basidiomycota; Ustilaginomycetes; Ustilaginales; Ustilaginaceae. The record is from RefSeq and is a predicted model, not a curated record. Gene Ontology annotation, molecular function: nucleic acid binding. Gene Ontology annotation, biological process: DNA integration. The coding region runs from base 1 to 4602 and encodes 1533 amino acids. The transcript has 8 exons.
AUGACAGACCCAGACCUCAACAAUAAGCUCGAUAGACUACUCACUCUAUUGGAAGCACAGAUAGUGCUUACCAGACAGGGUCAUCGAGAGGAACGAUUACAACGAGCUCAACUGAGCAGGGAGGAGACAAUGGACCUCUCUCACUCAGAAGACCAAGCAGGAGGAGGAGAUGAACGAUCAGUCUCAUUCAACCUGGAUGAGCAGGAGGACAUCAACUACGAGAAGUAUGCUUCACCUACUGGGCCAAGAUAUGUCAAGACUAAGCUGGACCCCUACAGCAGGACUAGGACGGACCCUUACCCCCUGGACCACAAGGAGGACACCAGCAUCAUGGCAGAGCUUAACCGGUCAAAGCCCAUCGCCACCCCCUUUCCAAAGUUCAAUCCCCGAGACAUGGAGAUCUUCAUUCUAGAAGCUGAAGCAUGGUUUAAGUUCAACCAGGUGUAUGAGCAGUCUAGGAUGAUCAAUCACAUGGGUGCUCAACUGGAAGGGACAGCAAGAGAGUGGUGGACCUCCAAGCUCCGCAUUGAUAGAGCUAGAGAAGGAAGGUUGUUCAAUGAUUGGCACUACUUCACAGAGCGACUGUCAGAGCAGUUCAACCCAUGCAAUGCUAGGAUGGAGGCAUACAACAAGCUGUUGGCUCUCAGACUCACAAGUGAUGCUCCUGGUGCCGCCACCCGUCAUGUAGAGCGGUUCAGAGAUUUGGAAGGACAGGUCAACCUAGAUGACAAUGAGCUAGUGAUUGAUCUCUUCAGAGGUAGUCUCACUCGUAGCAUACAGGAGAAGUUCGAGAGGAAUCCACCUGGGAAGAGAUGGGAGUGGGGUAUUGGCCAUUGGGCCAGAGACUGCCCCAGCAGGAGGGUAGACCCUCUUAGCUCUCGACCCGUGGGACCAAAGGUUAUGGUCACCACAGCAGACCCCUUUGAGGAGGCCACCGACUCAGGAGAUGGCCACACAGGCAGCCCUGAGACAGGUGACCCCGAGGCCAUGGACCUCAGCUCAUACCAGCAACCCAUGGACCCCGAUCACGAGGAGGAGCAUGAUGAUGAUGACGAUGAGGGAAACUCUCAGAUUCUUUCAUUAGUAUCUAUUGGUACACACAAUCUGGGUGUGGUCGAAGCUUCAGUGGCCGACACUGCAGACUAUGACCUCAUCCUGGGGUUCACUGAGCUACAGAGGCUCAAACCCACCAUACAAUGGGAUAUGGGCCAGCUGGAGUUCAAGACUCAGGAGCAGGACCAACCCCCAAGGAGACCCCCUGAAGCAGCAAGAGCAGGGGACCUGACCAUGAGGAGACCAACCCUUCAUGGUAACGAGUUUGUCUCAGCAGAGCACAUACUACGAGCAGCUCUAGAAGAUGGACCCAUAGGAUUCAUGCUGUUGGAGGAGUCACCAUCAUCACUCCCGGCCUUUGGUUUUGUACCUACAGGUGCAGACAAAGGAGUCGAGAUGGAGGUGGAGGUAGACAAGGUGGUGACAGCUGCAGACAUACCAAAGCCAUACCAACACCUGCAAGAUGUGUUUGAUGAGGUGGAAGCAGACAAGCUGCCCCAUCAUACCGAGCAUGAUCUCCACCUCGAGUUGAUAGAAGGAGGUAAGCCACCUCAAGGGCCCCUAUACCUUAAGGGACCCAAGGAGAUGUCCGAGUUGAGGAGAUACUUGGAUGAGAACCUCGAGAAGGGGUUCAUAAGACCAUCGAAGAGCCUGGCACAAUCACCAGUGCUCUUCAUACCAAAGAAGGAUGGAGGUCUCAGACUCUGUGUGGACUACAGAGGUCUCAACGAGAUCACUGUCAAGAACAGGGCACCAUUGCCCCUCAUCGAGGAGCAGCUGUUCUUACUCCGGAAGGCAAGGAUCUAUACCAAGCUAGACCUUAGAGCAGCAUACAACCUCAUCCGGAUUGCUAAAGGAGAUGAAUGGAAGACAGCUUUUGGCACUCAGUUGGGACUCUAUGAGUACCUAGUGAUGCCCUUUGGCCUAGCCAAUGCUCCGGCUCACUUCCAGUCAUUCAUCAAUGACAUCUUCCAAGACAUCAUUGGGAUAUAUGUGGUAGUAUACCUAGAUGACUUCCUGAUCUUCAGUGACACUGAAGAAGCACAUGUGAAGCAUGUCACCGAGGUCCUCACUCGCUUAAGGAGCAACAGGCUCUUUGCUAAGCUGUCGAAGUGUGAGUUCCACACCAAGACAGUCGAGUUCCUGGGGUACAUCAUCAAGCCAAUGGGCAUAGAGAUGGACCCAGAAAAGGUGCACACUGUCAAGGAGUGGACAAUGCCGGAGUCAAUCCAUGACAUCCAGAGGUUCCUGGGUUUUGCCAACUUCUAUCGAAGGUUCAUAGCCCACUUUGCUCACAUAGCCAAGCCCUUGACAGCACUGGUAAAGCCUAUAGAACGGUUCAAGAAGUUCGAGCUACCAGAGGAAGCCCAACAGGCCUUCCACAAGCUCAUCCAGGCCUUCACAUCAGCAGGAGUGCUUCAGCACUUCGACUACCACCUUCCAACAAGGUUGGAGACUGAUGCAAGUGACUUUGCUAUAGCAGGAGUACUCAAGCAGGAGCAUGAAGGACGAUGGCAUCCAGUGGCCUUCUACUCUAGGAAGAUGUCUUCUGCCGAGAAGAACUAUGAAAUCCAUGACAAGGAGCUCCUAGCUGUGGUUGCCUGCCUUACUCAGUGGCGACACAUGCUAGCUGGACUACCAAACCAACUGGUCAUCCUCACUGACCAUGAAGCCCUCAAGUACUUCAAGUCACAGAGACGCAUCACAGGUCGACAGGCUCGAUGGGCCAUACUACUAGCAGACUUCGACUUCAUAUUGCAGUAUCGACCAGGAGACAAAGGUGGUGAACCUGAUGCUCUCACCAGAAGGACAGACAUGCAACCAGCUGGUGAAGAGCAGGAUCACAAUGUGAGGCAACUACUGCCUCCUCGAGUGUUCAAGGAGACAGCAGACCAUGACUCGACCCUAGUGGCCCCUAUGCUCUCGAUGGAGUCCAUAACAUCAAAAGGUCUCAAAGACCUGGUCAAGACCUUCCAGCCCUUGGACCAAGAGCUACAGGAGAUACAUAGGAAGAAGCCCUUCAAACUCAAGGACGACCUAUGGUACAGUGGAGGAAGGUUGGUUAUCCCCAAAGUGAUCAUGCCAGGGAGGACCAACAACCGACACUCGAGGAGUGCCAAAGAGGUAGAUGGACAGUCUCUCUCUGUAGAGCAUCUGCGAUUCAUGGUGAUGACCCAAUGCCAUGAUGGUAUCACUGCUGGACACGUAGGAAGAGAUGCUACCAUCAAGGCAGCUCAACGACAUUACUGGUGGCCAAACAUGACAGCUUGGAUUGCAGACUAUGUAGCAAGUUGUCCUCCACUAGCAACCCCAGACAGGCCCUGGGGCUCCAUAUCCCUCGACUUCAUCGAAGGACUACCACCAUCGAAGAAGUAUGACUCCAAGACCUAUGACUCUAUCUUAGUCAUUGUCGACAGGUUAACCAAGUUUGCCAUACUAGCUCCAACCCAUAAGACAGUCACGGCCAAACAGACUGCAGUGUUGCUAUAUGGACACAUGGUUAGACUCUUCAGAUACCCAGAUCACAUGGUCUCGGACCGAGGCAGGCAGUUCAUAUCAGGAGCAUGGAAGGCAUUUGCAGAGCAAAUGGGUGUGAAGCACUCACUUAGCACGGCUUACCAUCCUCAAACUGAUGGUCAGACAGAGAGAGUCAAUCAGGUCAUAGAGCAAUACCUCAGGAUGUACUGCAACUAUGAGCAGAAUGACUGGGCCAACCUGCUGGACACUGCGGCCUUUGUAUACAACAACACAGUCCACAACAGCAUUGGAGUCAAUGAUCCAGGUUGCUUCAAGUACCUCAUGGAUGGAAAGGAGCGUUGCAAGUACCUCCAGGAGCAGAUCAGAGAGGCACAACGGAGAUCAGUAGACCAGUAUAACAGGAAGCACAAGGACAUCGAGUUUAAGGUGGGUGAUAUGGUCUAUAUCAACCGUCGAAACUGGAAGACACAGAGACCCACACCCAAGUUAGAUACCUGGUUUGCAGGACCCUACCCAGUUCAGGAACGGGUAGGACGCCGAGCUUAUCGAAUCACAUUGCCAGCAAACCUUAGGGUGCAUGAUGUGUUCCAUGUCUCCAUGCUCGAGCCAGCAAGAACAAGUUCUCUUCCUCAAUGUGCUGAACAGCCCACCAUACCAUCACUUCCAGAUGAGGACCUCGACUUCGAAGUCGAAGCACUCAUCGACAAGCGUUCACACAAUGGGACUACGGAGUACAAGGUGUUGUGGAGAGGGUACUCAGAGGAAGCUGCUUCAUGGGAACCAGUAGAGAACCUCAACUGUCCCGACCUCAUCCAGGAGUAUGAGGUGUCGGAGGGGGGACGAUGCAGUCUCCAUGGAGACCAUGGACUCCUAUGGACUCACAUGCAAAGGAGGGCCAAGCACAGCCACGAGGAGGACCAAGCUCAAGGAGCAGGCACAGCCACGAAGAGGACCAAGCUCAAGGAGCAUGCAGAUGGUUACCACUCAGGGGCUCAAGAGACAAGAGCCAAAGGAACUGUCACUGAUCAAAGGAGGAGGAGCAGUGUCGAAGGAGUCGACACCAGGUCAUGA